Messenger RNA from Phaethon lepturus (White-tailed tropicbird), 1718 nucleotides. It is a transcript of the gene KLHL12, whose product is annotated as kelch-like family member 12. The coding region runs from base 21 to 1718 and encodes 565 amino acids. The record is from RefSeq and is a predicted model, not a curated record. Lineage: Eukaryota; Metazoa; Chordata; Aves; Phaethontiformes; Phaethontidae. The transcript has 11 exons. Gene Ontology annotation, molecular function: protein binding.
GCCCGCAGGUGCCGGGCGCCAUGGCCCCCCCCAAGGACAUCAUGACCAACUCGCACGCCAAGUCCAUCCUCAACGCCAUGAACGCCCUGCGGAAGAGCAACACGCUCUGCGACGUCACCCUCCGCGUGGAGCACAAGGACUUCCCGGCCCACCGCAUCGUCUUGGCCGCCUGCAGUGACUACUUCUGCGCCAUGUUCACCAGCGAGCUCUCAGAGAAAGAUAAACCCUAUGUAGAUAUCCAGGGACUGACAGCCUCCACCAUGGAAAUCCUGCUAGACUUUGUGUAUACAGAAACUGUUCACGUGACAGUAGAAAACGUCCAAGAAUUGCUCCCAGCAGCAUGUCUGCUUCAGCUGAAAGGUGUGAAACAAGCUUGCUGUGAGUUUCUGGAAAGCCAGCUGGAUCCAUCAAAUUGUUUGGGCAUUCGGGAUUUUGCUGAGACACACAAUUGUGUUGAUCUAAUGCAAGCUGCAGAGGUCUUCAGCCAGAAACAUUUUCCAGAGGUGGUUCAGCAUGAAGAGUUUAUCCUCUUAAAUCAAGAAGAGGUUGAAAAGCUCAUCAAGUGUGAUGAAAUUCAGGUGGACUCUGAAGAGCCAGUUUUUGAGGCAGUUAUAAACUGGGUGAAGCACUCAAAAAAAGAACGAGAAGCAUCGCUGCCAGAACUGCUGCAGUAUGUGCGCAUGCCACUUCUCACCCCCCGCUACAUCACAGAUGUCAUCGACACCGAGCCUUUUAUACGAUGCAGUCUGCAGUGCAGAGACCUCGUAGAUGAAGCUAAGAAAUUUCAUCUUCGUCCCGAGCUCCGGAGUCAGAUGCAAGGACCCAGGACAAGAGCACGUCUAGGAGCUAAUGAAGUCCUGCUUGUGAUCGGGGGCUUUGGCAGCCAGCAGUCACCUAUUGAUGUUGUGGAGAAAUAUGACCCAAAGACUCAGGAGUGGAGUUUCUUGCCAAGCAUUACCCGUAAGAGGCGCUACGUUGCUACAGUGUCCCUGCAUGAUCGGAUCUAUGUGAUUGGGGGGUAUGAUGGUCGCUCUCGUCUCAGCUCGGUGGAGUGCUUGGAUUAUACAUCAGAUGAGGAUGGUAUCUGGUACUCUGUGGCUCCAAUGAAUGUACGGCGAGGCCUGGCAGGAGCCACAACCCUUGGAGACAUGAUCUAUGUUUCCGGUGGGUUUGAUGGAAGCCGACGUCACACCAGUAUGGAACGAUACGACCCAAACAUUGAUCAGUGGAGUAUGCUGGGAGACAUGCAGACAGCACGGGAAGGAGCAGGGCUUGUCGUAGCUAAUGGAGUUAUCUACUGCCUUGGUGGCUAUGAUGGGCUGAACAUACUGAAUUCUGUAGAGAGGUACGAUCCCCACACUGGACACUGGACAAAUGUCACCCCAAUGGCCACUAAGCGCUCAGGGGCUGGAGUGGCUCUGCUGAAUGACCAUAUUUAUGUAGUUGGUGGGUUUGAUGGGACAGCACAUCUCUCCUCCGUGGAAGCCUAUAAUAUUCGCACUGAUUCCUGGACAACUGUAACAAGCAUGACAACCCCCCGCUGCUAUGUGGGAGCCACCGUGCUGCGAGGAAGGCUGUAUGCAAUCGCUGGAUAUGAUGGCAACUCACUGCUGAGCAGCAUUGAGUGCUAUGAUCCCAUCAUUGACAACUGGGAAGUGGUAACCUCCCUGGGGAUGCAGCGCUGUGAUGCUGGAGUCUGCGUCCUUCGGGAGAAGUGA